Messenger RNA from Loxodonta africana (African savanna elephant), 5048 nucleotides. Its product is annotated as zinc finger protein 577-like. The transcript has 4 exons. The record is from RefSeq and is a predicted model, not a curated record. Gene Ontology annotation, molecular function: sequence-specific DNA binding; DNA-binding transcription factor activity, RNA polymerase II-specific. Lineage: Eukaryota; Metazoa; Chordata; Mammalia; Proboscidea; Elephantidae. Gene Ontology annotation, cellular component: nucleus. The coding region runs from base 43 to 1494 and encodes 483 amino acids. Gene Ontology annotation, biological process: regulation of transcription by RNA polymerase II.
ACCAAGACACCCAGGAAUAAAGCCAGAUAUUCCAUAGAAUGAAUGGGCUGCUUGACCUGCAAAUGGUCCUCUAUGAAGAAAAAUGCUAGCAUUCAAAUUUUGGUUAUUGAUUUGGCAGAGGACGGCUGGAUCAUUAUUAUUCAAGGAUAUGGCUGUGGGCUUCACCUGGGAGGAGUGGCAGUUACUAGACCCCUCUCAGAAGGACCUGUACAAGGAUGUGAUGUUGGAGAACUACAACAAUCUGGUAUCAGUAGGUAUCAAGGUACCAAACCAGAUUCAGUCUUCAAGUUGGAGCAAGGAGAAACACCAUGGAUAGCAGAGGGAGCAAUCUACAGUUGGACCAGUCCAGAAGAAAUACGGGCGAUCAACCAUAUGCAAUGGCACCCAGAAAACCGAAACAAGCUUAAAAGUUUGGAAAGAUCUCUGCAAAGUUUUGCGCUUGAAAUUAAUUUUGGUUUAAACAAAAAUCUUGUUCCUUUAACUCAAGAACACAAUAUGUUUGACUCACAUUAUGGAAGUUUGCAAUCUCAUUUAAAUUUUGUUAUCCAGAAUAGAAGAGAUGCAGGAAGGGAUUCCGAUGAGUUUAGUGGUUUUGAGAAAUCAUCUGUCCACGUGAAGCAUGAUAAAACUUUUCCUGGAAUUAAAUACCGAGGAUAUUUUAAACCCAGUAGCACUAAGUCACAGCUCAAUGACCAUCCAAAAACUUAUACAGAAGAGCAGCCACAUAAAUGCAGUGAAUGUGGGAAAGUCCUCUACAGAAAGUCACUGCUCUUGUACCAUCAGAGAAUUCAUACAGGAGAGAAACCCUGUGUAUGCGGUGAAUGUGGAAAAGCCUUCUUUUGGAAGAGCCUGUUCAAGAGACAUCAGUGGUCUCAUACUGGAGAGAAAGUCUAUGGAUGUAAUGAAUGUGGGAAAUCAUUUUCCGAGAAGGCAUACCUUGUUUUACUUCAGAGACUUUACACAGGAGUGAAGCCUUAUGAAUGCAGUGAAUGUGGAAGAACUUUUGCUUUUAAAUCAGCCCUGACCAAGCAUCAAAGAAUUCAUACAGGAGAGAGACCUUAUGAAUGUAGUGAGUGUGAAAAAGCCUUUAGAAGCAAGCCUGACCUCAUUCAACAUCAGCGAACUCAUUCCAGGGAGAGACUGUAUGGAUGUAGUGAACGUGGCAAAGAUUUUACCCACAUGUCAUUCCUCGUUAAACAUAAGGAAAUUCAUGCAAGAGAGAAAGUGAUAAAUUUACUGAAAGUGAGAAAAUCUUCCUUAGGGAGACAUAGCUCUUUAUACAUGUAUAAACUCAUACAGGAACAAAACCAUAUGAAUACAGUGCCUUUGGAAAUGCCUUCUUCAGGAACUCAGUCUUUAAACAUCUGUGAGCUCCAAGGAGGUAAAAAUGUGAUUGUGAAACAGCCUUUUCAGGAAGUCAGGACAGUACAUAACUGGGAACUUUCACAGGGAAUAUUAUGGAUUGAAUUAUGUCCCCCAGAAAUAGUGUUGUAAAUCCUAAACUCUAUACCUGUGGUUAUAAUCCCAUUUGGGAAUGGGUGAUCUUUAUUAUGUUAAUGAGAGAGGAUUAGUGUAGGGUGUGUCUUAAGUCAACCUCUUUUGAAAUAUAAAAGAAAUUAAACAGGCAGGGCUAAGCAGCAGAGAUGGGGGAAGAGAGAUGCCAAGCCACAUGAAGGUUGCCCAGGAGCAGAAGCUCAGAAGAGACAAGAACCUUUCUCCAGAGCUCACAGAGAAAGCCAUUCCCUAGAGCCAGCACCCUGAAUUCAGGCUUCUAGUCUCCUAAACUGUGAGAAAAUAAAUUUCUGUUUAUUAAAGCCAUCCACUUAUGGUAUUUCUGUUACAGCAGCACUAGAUAACUAAGAAUUUGAUACCGAGAGUGGGGCACUGCUCUAACAGAUACCUAAAAAGUGGAAGCAAUUUUGAGAUUGGUUAAUGGGUACAGGCUGAAGAGUUUUAUGGUGCCUAAUUUUUUUUAAUAGUAAAGGCCUAGAUUGUUUUGAAGAGACUGUUGGUAUGCCCAUAGCCCUCUAGAUUUCAUAGAGUUGGAUCUUGGCCAACUUAGUUCCGAUGUGUAGGGGUGCUGUUAAGGUGUGCCAGUGAGUAGUAAUCCACCCAAAGCUGAGGUGUUGGGGCUGCCAUACCCAUAGGACAGGAGAAUAGGGCCUGCUGGGGCUGAAGGGGUGGGGUCGCCACUCAGAUGGUGUAAAAACGGCUUGGGGGCGAUGUCUGACCUCUCUUUUCACAAGGGGGGAGGAGAAUUAAGAUCAACAGCUCAAGGCUGAUUCCUGUGAGGCGGAGGUCAGACAUGUCUCCUCUCUUCGCAGUCUUUACGCUCUCUCUUCCAGGGCACUCUACUUCUCUGCUAAGUUUGAUAAUUAAUUCCAAUGGCCACACAGAAGUCACAGACAGUACUCAUGAUUAUGGGGUUUAUUAGGGAAGUAAAACCAAACCUGUUGCUGUUGAGUCGAUUACAAUUCAUAGCAACCUAUAGGACAGAGUAGGACUGCCCCACAGGGUUUUGAAGGAGCAACUGGUAGAUUCAAACUGCCAGCCUUUUGGUUAGGAGCUGAGCUCUUAACCAUGGCAAAAUUCAGGCUCAGGAUAGUUCUUCCAUCAGGACAGCUUCUUUUUAGCUGUCUUCGCAGGCACAGCUUCCUCUGGCCCUAAGCCUCUGCCCUGCUCAGGGCAAGGUUACAAAGCUUUUUUAGCUUCUGCCAAUAAGUGCCCAGAGGCACUUUACUCUGCCAGCAGGCCUCUUGCCCAAAGGCACUCAGCUUUCUUGCUUCGUGGACCAGGAAGCCCACCACGUCGUCUCCUGCCAUCAUUUCUUGCCACCGCUUUUUGAGCUCUUUCUCUCUCUCUGUCACCUGUUCAGGAGUUUCUCAACGCAGGGAUCCUUGGUCCAGUGGACACACUGUCUGAUCCUGGCUGUUCUUCCUUGGUAGUGAUAGGAUCCUCUCUCUUCCACCUCUCGGAUGACUCACCUCAAGCCCAGCAGGAUGUCAAAACUGACCAGUCCCUUUGGCGGGCCACAAUUACCCUAUCUGCACAGUCCCACCCAGUCACAUGGGUGGAAGUUAGAAGACCAUGGCAAGAAAGGCCACACAAUAGGAGAAUGGAGCCAUCCAAAGCCAAGGGAGUAGAAUUGCCGUCCCACUGGGCCUGGAAGGCAAAGCUGAAGCCUAGGUCUGGGGCGGCCUCCACCUAGAAUCCAGAGACCACUGCCAACACCUAGAGUCUGGAGGGCAGUUCCGUUGCCCUGAUAGUCUCAAAGAACAGAGGAUUAUUUUCAAGCCUUGAGAGCUAAUGUAAAUCGGUCUGCUGGGUCUUAGUCUUGUUGGGUAUCCCUUAUCUUUUCUUUUGCUCCAGUUUCUCCUAUUUGUAAUGGAAUUGUCUACCUUAUACCUUUCUACCAUUAUACUUUGGAAGCAGAUGACUUGUAGUCUAUAUUUCACAGGUUCACAGGCGAAGAGGAAUGUUGUCCCAGGAUGGAAUUCACCUAAAGUCUCACUCAUAUCUGAUUUAGAUGAUUCAGAAGAUGAGAUUUUGAACAUGGAGCUGAUUUAAAACUUUUGGGAUCAUGUGAUGGGGUGAAUGUGUUUUGCACAUGGGCAGAACAUGAAUUUUGGGGGUCCAAAAGGUGGAAUGUUGUGGAUUGAAUUGUGUCCCCCAAAAAUAUGUGUUGUAAAUCCUAACCUCUGUGCCAGUGAUUAUAAUCCCAUUUAGUAACAGGUUGUCUUUGUUAACAUUAAUAAGACAAGAUUAGUGUAGGGUGUAUCUUAAGUCAGUCUCUUUUAAGAUAUAAAAAAUAUUUAACAAGGGAAAAAAGCAAAGAUGGGGGAGGAAAGAUGUCAAGCCACGUGAAGAUUGCCCAUAAGCAGAAGCUCAGAAGAGACAGGGACCUUCCAGAGCUUGCAGAGAGAAAAAGCCUUCCCCUAGAGCUGGCACCCUGAAUUUGGACUUCUGGUCUCCUAAACUGUGAGAAGAUAAAUUUCUGUUUGUUAAAGCCAUCUGCUUAUGGUUUUUAUGUUACGGCAGCACUAGGUAACUAAGACAUGGAGUAAACCUUGGAAAUGCAGUGAAUGUGACGAUACCUUCAGUAAAAAAUUAUGUCUUAUUUUCCUUAUUUAGGGAAGUGAUGGAAAUUCUAUCAUCAAUCUAACUUCUGUGUCACAUUUUAAUACGUUUAAAAUAUAGAAUAGGCUUUUUUAAUAAGUGAAACCUUUGUGAACAGUAGGAGUGUCAUUCUGUAAUGAAAAUCUGAAUAUAAUGAAUGCGGAAAUACAACUAUUUAGUUUUUUAUUGCUGCUAUAACAAAUUACCACACGUCUGGUCUCUCAGAACAACACAAUUUUAUUAUCUUACAGUUAUGGAGGUCAGAAGUCCAAAUUGAUUCUCACUGGGCUAAAAUCAAGUGUUGCCAGGGCUGUGCUUCUUUCUGCAGCCUCUAGGAUUGAAUCCUUGCGUUUUCUAGCUUGAAGAGGCUGCCCACAUUCCUUGACUAUUGGUUCCCUUCAGUGUUCAAAGGCAGCAAUAGCCAGUCAAGUCUUUCCAUCACUCUGACAUUGACUCUUCUGCCUCCCUCUUCCUCAUUUAAGGACUUUUGGGAUUACAUCAGAGCCCUGGUGACCCAGUGGUUAAGAGCUAUCUAUGGCUGCUAACGAAAAGGUUAGCAGUUGGAACCCACUGGCCUCACCAAGGGAGAAAGAUGCAGCAAGCUGCUUCCAUAAAGAUCACAGCCUUGGAAACCCUGGGGCAGUCUACUCUGUUUUAUAGGUUCACUGUAAAUCGAAAUCAGCUCCAUGGCAAUAGGUUUGGUUUGGGAUUACAUUGGGCCAACUGGGAUAAUCUAGGAUAAUUUCUCUAAUUUAAGAUCAGUUUAUUAGCAGUAAGCGUUCAACUGCUAACAGAAAGAUAGGCGGUUCGAAUCCACAAGCCGCUCCACAGGAGGAAGAUGUGGCAAUCUGCUUCCAUAAAUAUUACAGCCUUGGAAACCCUGUGGGGCAGUUCUACUUAGUCCAAUGGAGUUGCUAUGAGUUUGAAUAGAU